Penicilliopsis zonata CBS 506.65 is the source of this 900-nucleotide messenger RNA. RefSeq lists its product as hypothetical. The transcript is spliced from 2 exons. Lineage: Eukaryota; Fungi; Ascomycota; Eurotiomycetes; Eurotiales; Aspergillaceae. The record is from RefSeq and is a predicted model, not a curated record. The coding region runs from base 162 to 407 and encodes 81 amino acids.
CUUUUGUUUUCCUGGCCUUGAUGAUGCCUCGAACGUCGUCGACACGCUCACCCACGGCCUCGAGCAGCUGACGGCAGGCUUCCCCUGGCUCGCUGGACGCUUCGUGGAUCGAUCGCGAGAACAGAUAUGCCACCCUCCGCGAGAGGCAGUUCCCCUUCCACAUGCUGGACGAGUCUCUUCUUGCCCCGCGCCCAACACUCUCCAAUACAGACGAAGAGAGGCUUGUGUUUCUUGUGCAAGCGACGUUUAUCGAGGGAGGGUCGUUACUGACAUUCACGGGGCAGCACGGUGCCAUGGAUAUGACGGGUCAGUCGCAGGUUAUUCGGCUGUUGGCCAAGGCGUGUCGGAGGGAACCUUUUACUCUUGACGAGUUGUCUGUAGGGAAUAUGGAUCGAGGGGGUGGAUAGAAAUUGAGGAAGAGGAGGAAAAAGAGAAGGAAGAGAAGGAGGAAGAGAAGGAGGGAGAUGAAGAACAGCAGACCAUCUGGGCUUACUUUGCUUUCUCCGCUGCCUCCUUGGCAGCCAUCAAAACCCUCGCCACUGCUUCAAUACCCGAAGGUAGCUUCGUCUCGACCGACGACUCAUUGAGCGCGUUCAUCUGGCAGGCCAUCACGCGUGCCAGGAUGCCACGGUGGUCAUCGUCGUCAUCCUUAUCAGUUAUUUCUUCAAAAUUCUCCCGCAACGUCGAUGUCCGUCGUCAUUCUCCCUUUCAGCAACAUACCCCGGUCUCGUCACCACCGCGACAAUCCACACCGCUGCAGUUGACGAGACGAGAUAGUGUCCGAAGAACAUUUUUCUUUGAAUGUUUAUAAGUUCGGACUGGUACCCCCUGUAUCAAACAAACCAAAUCUGUGCCUCAUGAAGCUAUUGUCGUCAGACAAUUGGGUAGUUGGGUAGAGUA